CGCGCUUGCCGUAGUUGUUUAGAACAUGUGGAUGAAUCUGAAGUCUGCUGCGCUGUGAGUGAAAUCAGCGAGAAACUGGUAGUUUCAAACUACACCUAAAAAGCCGGAGUUACAUCCAUAACACCUGUGUGCAUCGGUGAGCUCCACAUGGCAGGUCAGGCUCCGCCGGUGGCCCGGGCCGCGGUGCUGAAGGAGAGCGCGCCUCUGCCGGAUCAUCUGCCGCAGAUCAGAGGAUACGACUUUAACCAGGGCCUGAACCACAGAGCGCUGCUGCAGUCCUUCAUCACCACCGGCUUCCAGGCCUCCAGCUUCGGCCUGGCAGUGCAGGAGAUCAAUAAGAUGAUAGAGAAGAGGCUGGAGCUGGUGCAGGAGGAGUGUGAGGACAGUGACUCUCGUCAGUCUACUUCAGGAUGCACUAUAUUCCUGGGCUACACAUCAAACCUGAUUAGCUCCGGUGUGCGAGAGAGCAUUCGAUACCUCACACAGCACAAGAUGGUUGAUGUGAUCGUGACCACAGCAGGAGGGAUUGAAGAAGACCUUAUUAAAUGUUUAGCGCCAACUUUCCUUGGAGAGUUCAGUCUGAAAGGAAAAGAGCUGCGGCAGCAAGGCAUUAAUAGAAUAGGUAAUCUCCUGGUGCCGAAUGAAAAUUACUGUAAAUUCGAAGACUGGCUGAUGCCGAUUCUGGACCAAAUGGUGCUGGAACAAAAAACAGAGGGCACACACUGGACACCAUCCAAAAUGAUCCACAGACUGGGCAAAGAAAUCAACAACCCUGACUCUGUCUACUACUGGGCCUACAAGAACGACAUCCCAGUGUUUAGUCCUGCCCUCACUGACGGCUCAUUAGGCGACAUGAUCUACUUCCACUCCUACAAGAACCCUGGACUAGUGCUGGACAUUGUGGAGGAUAUCCGUAGGCUGAACAGUAAGGCGGUGUUCGCCAAGAGCACAGGGAUGAUUAUUCUCGGAGGAGGACUGGUCAAACACCACAUCGCUAAUGCUAAUCUCAUGAGGAACGGGGCAGAUUUCGCAGUGUUUGUUAACACUGGGCAGGAGUUUGAUGGCUCGGAUUCUGGCGCUCGACCUGAUGAAGCCGUUUCUUGGGGAAAGAUCCGCAUGGACGCCUCACCAGUAAAGGUCUAUGCCGAUGCUUCAUUAGUUUUUCCACUGCUAGUCGCUGAAACGUUUGCACACAAUGCCAGCAGGCUGAUCCAGGAAAAGAAGAGCGACUGAUGGUCAUUUUACCCUCGUGAAAACAUCUAAAGCUCAUAAUUCUCUUCCUGUUUCAUUGCCUUCCAGCGCAGAAGAUGUGAAUGCUCUAUUUAAAGUCAAACCGUCAUAUAUAACUAUCCAUUUAAAGAAGCACAGCAUAUUUUUAGCCAUAAUUACAGUUGCAUUCAGUAGUUUUUAUUUGACUGGAAAUUCCCUUUAUGUUCAUUAGGUUUUAUAUUUAAUUGUACAUCUUAUUCAGAAGGUACAAUGUUUGGUUUUAUUGUAUUGUAUUGUUUUAUGUCAUCCCUCACAGUCGCACACAGCAUCUUAUCUGAAUGUUUAUGCUCUCUCUCAGAUAAAAUAUUUCAGAUCAAAUACAUAAUUGUCACAGAGUUGAUUUAUUCCGUAACCUACAUUAUUAAUAUAUGCAUGGAUCUUUGGGGUGGCUAACGAUGCAUAAUAAACAACAAUGCAUAAUAGAAUUUAUUUAUGUUCAUGAUUUAUAAUAAUCCCAAUUUUUUUAAGCAAUCAUAUGUGUGAUUCUGAACCAGAAAACCAAGCCUUAAGGGUACAUUUCCGGAAAUUGAUGUUUAACAUAAUUUGAAGGCUUUACAAAUGGGCUUUCCAUGACUGUAUGGUUUGUUUGAAUUUGAUAAUUUAAACAUAAUAAUUCAGAGAUACUAUAUUCAAACCUACUAUAUGUAAAAAUACUGUGAAUGUUGAGUAAAUAGCCCUAAAACUUGUCUAAAAGAAGUGCUUAAUGCACAUUGCUAAUCAAAAAUUAAGUUUGAAUGUAUUUACAAUCGGAAAUGUUUAAAUAUAUUCAUGGGACAUACAGUAAGGCAAAUGAAGACGACUUGUUUAGGUGUUGCGGUUUUUGGUUUAAUCUUGAUUGUGCAAAAAUGUUCAGUUUAUUUGUAUAGCACUUAUAUAUACAAUAUAUAAUGACUUUUGACAAAAUAUUGUGUAUAUACGCUAACCGGCCACUUUAUUAGGUACACCUUACUAGUAUUUGGUUGGACUCACUUUUGUCUUCAGAGCUGCCUUAAUUCUUCGUGGCACAGAUUUAGCAAGGUUGAAUAGAUCCGUCCCCCUCAUUUUUAGAGACAGACCAUUUAAAAACAGUUGAUUAAUUAUUAUAUGAACGUAAAGGGUCAGGGUCACACAUUUUAAAAUAUAAUUCAGUUAAUAAUACUAAGUAUAGUUGAUUUAAGAACAAAUUCAGAUUUUUUUUUAAAGAAAGGUA
This is a messenger RNA of Danio aesculapii, 2458 nucleotides long. Its product is annotated as deoxyhypusine synthase-like. NCBI's taxonomy places the organism in Eukaryota, Metazoa, Chordata, Actinopteri, Cypriniformes, Danionidae. Gene Ontology annotation, molecular function: deoxyhypusine synthase activity. The record is from RefSeq and is a predicted model, not a curated record. Gene Ontology annotation, cellular component: cytoplasm. The coding region runs from base 148 to 1233 and encodes 361 amino acids. Gene Ontology annotation, biological process: peptidyl-hypusine biosynthetic process. The transcript has 10 exons.